Messenger RNA from Clunio marinus, 225 nucleotides. The record is from the annotation of a GenBank genome assembly. NCBI's taxonomy places the organism in Eukaryota, Metazoa, Arthropoda, Insecta, Diptera, Chironomidae.
AUGAACAACAAUGGUUGGAUUCUAAAUGAAAAUAAAUUAAAAUGUUUUAUGGAUGCGAGGAAAGGAAAAUCUGAAAAUGAGUGGGUGGAAAUGGGUGAAGAAGCAAGCGACGUGAGUUUUUCAUUAAAAUGGAACGAAAGCAUCGAGGGCAUCUCUUUAAAUGAUAAGUCCUGGCAAGCAAUUAAAGAAGUUGCAUCAGAGAAAAUCCAUCUUAAAAUAGUUUGA